Messenger RNA from Carya illinoinensis, 3870 nucleotides. Its product is annotated as BEL1-like homeodomain protein 11. The coding region runs from base 2031 to 3431 and encodes 466 amino acids. The record is from RefSeq and is a predicted model, not a curated record. The transcript has 5 exons. Gene Ontology annotation, molecular function: RNA polymerase II cis-regulatory region sequence-specific DNA binding; DNA-binding transcription factor activity, RNA polymerase II-specific. Gene Ontology annotation, biological process: regulation of transcription by RNA polymerase II. NCBI's taxonomy places the organism in Eukaryota, Viridiplantae, Streptophyta, Magnoliopsida, Fagales, Juglandaceae.
CUUAAGAGAGCCCAAUUUAUUUUUUAAAAAAAAAAAAUCUCAUUUAGACCAGCAUUUUCCUUUAUGGUAACAUGCUGCCUGUUUACUUAUAUUUAAUAUAAUGUGUGAUAAAAAAGCAAUUCCGCAUUCACUAUUUCAGACAAUUUUACUGUUUCCAGCUGGCCAGCUGGGUAAUGAUCCAACCCUAUGGUUUCCCCAGUGGUCCAGCAUCCUCAGGUUCCUGAUUUGGUAUCCUCAGAUUGGAGUACAGGUCUAAGUUACAUUAUUUACCUCUGUUAAUAUUCCCCCAGUUUCAGAAAUGCUUUUAUGUGUUAAAAAAGGUGUUCAUUUAUGUGGAAUUUCCUCAUGCAUUCUAAGAUGGUCCCCUGGUAAGGACUUAAGGAGCUACCUUUAUGGGGAUCUAAAUUCUGGUGCUGCCACACAGUUGAUGGUCCCAAACGCUGGUUAAUUUUGAUCGAAAUUCAAAGCCGGGUAAGUAGCCAAGCUAUUGCUGUUCAAUGCUUUUGAUAGACAACCGGAUCAGCUUUGAAAAGGAGAGGUUGUUGAAUUGUUCAUGUUCCUCUACUUGGACCAAGAAUGGCUUAGAUAACAGUGAAGGUGGGUGCAAAUCAUGUAUAAAAACAGGAAAAAUUUUGCUUGGUUUUGAUCUUGUAGUCACAAAGACUAUACUUCGUAGAAGUUAUUUAUCUGCUAAAAACAAGGGGUUAAUACAUAAAACUGGGUAUCGAGCCCUUAGAACAAAUGAGUUUAUAAUUAGUAGGAGAACCCACACCAUCAAAGUGAUGAUGAAGAGUUUUGCUGGCAUUAGUCUCUUUCUUCUCGGUUUUUGUUCGCAACCCGUGUGGUUGUCAGGAUGAUUCUUUUUGGCACAUGCAGGUGCAAGAAUUUCAUAGAAUGACUUUUUUCGUUGUCAUUUAAUUAAUGGGAGACUGACCAAAGCGUUUGAUUUCUUUUAAUAAGCUUUUAAUGCAUGUAUAAUCAAAGCAUUCGUUCGUACAUGUAUAGAUGUUUGUAAGAAAGAACAUAUCUGUUCAUCCAUCCCAAAUGGCUUUGAUGUUUGAAAGGGAAAGUGAUUGACAAUUCCAAGGUAAUAUUCGCGGGGACAAGUCUGUAGGAAAUUGCAGCUUGCAAAAUACUGGUAUAGUUCAGAUCAAGCAGACACUUUAAACUGUGUCCGGGCAUCUCGGGCCCCAAUGAAGCAAACAAAGUUACGGAAGUAGAGAGUGACAAGUGCAGGAAGCCAAAGGAACAAAGAUAGCAAUGAUUACUAAAGUAUCCAAAGGCACCACACCAACAUGCAUUCAGAAUCAGUUUCAUCAGCACACCAUUCCAAACCCAACGACACCCAUCUCUGUCUGUCUCGUUUUCUCUCUCUCUAUCUCUCUGUGGAGAAUUUAUGUAUUGAUUAUAAUUUUAGAGUUAUAUUCUUGAAAGAUGGUGAUAUUUCAGUGUCCUUUCAACAUCUCUAUGCAUGACUACAAAACCUAACAGGAAAAAGUUAGGUAUUCCCAUAUGGUUUUACAGGGCCAUGAGCUGACAAUAUUAGAACUGGGAGUGUGCAAAAGAUGGCUCACUUUUUAUCCUCCUUUUACAGAGUGAACAGAAACAAUUUUAACAUAUUGAGAGAGCUCCCCUGGAACGAAGAGAGGGAGAGAGAAUUUUACACUGUCUUGAGCUAAAUUUUACUUUUGAGUCUCCCAAAGAAAUGUAGCUGUUGGCAGUAAAGUUGAAGGAUCGACACUUUUGCUUGUUUGUUUUAUAGUCAGGGAGGUCGGGGGACCAUCUUUUACUGUCAUUUUCUGCCAUAUUUACUUCGCCAAUUAGCUUUGUUCCUCUAAAGAACUAGCAGAAGUCUAUUUCUCUAGGUUUUCUGCCGCUCAGAUUUAGACCUGUCGCGAGCUAGCAGGCGAGAAAGAGAGAGAAUCGUCUUUCUUCUUUGACUUGUUAUUAACACAGCUUGGCAGAGCGAACUUGCUGCAGUACUUCAUAGCAAAUCUAUUAUAGCUUUUAAGCUUCCAGUUGAGGUUAACAUGACUUCACAAGACUCGCCUCCAAAUCCAGCUCUAAGUAGCGUGCACUCAUUCACUCUCUCAGACUCCAUUACCGAUCAAAACCAUUUCCACCAGCCCUUUGAUGCAUAUGGGUCUUCAUUAAGAGGCCGCGAUCACACACUCCCUCAUUCCUUUGGUGUAUUUCCCAGCAUCCAAUCUCUUGGGGAAAGAAUGUCUAGAUCAAUAGAUCUUGUUCAAGCUUCUACAGUUGGGGAGGAAUCUGAGAUCAGCCACACCCGACAUUUCAUGGAUCUUCUUGGAGCAGCAAAUGAGACCAAUCACCAAGCCCAGAGGCUGUCACUUUCUCUGGGCUCUCACGUGCUUGUUCCUUCUGUGCAAUACAGGCAGAGGUCCUUAAGUUCGGAUCUCCUAAGCCCCAGUUACUUAAUGUCUGGAGAAGAAUCACGGGAAGCCUGUAAUCCAGGAAUGGAACAUGUAAGCAACGGGUAUUCUUUCAUGGGCAGUGCAUUUGCUUCUUCUUCAACCUCACUAAAUCGAACUUGUCCAACUUCAUAUGGAACAGAAUCUUUUGCUGCUGUUAUUCGGAACUCAAUAUAUUUAAGACCAGCUCAGUCCCUUCUGAAUGAAAUUGUUGAUGUCAGUGGAAAAGCAAUUGACAUAAGCAAUGAAAAAUAUAUUUCGAAGUUGUCUCGUGGAGGUAGAUUAGGAGCUCUUGGACUUUCUUCUGAACUAAAAGCAGAAUUGUACAGUAAUGGACUCUUAUCAGCUGAGAAGCAAGAGCUUCAAGUUAAAAUUGCAAAGCUUAUCUCCCUUUUGGAGGAGGUUGAUAGCAGAUUCGAUGAGUACUAUAGCCAACUGGAAGAAGUUGUAUCAUCAUUUGAGUUGAUAGCAGGUGUAGGUGCUGCCAAGAAAUACACUGCACUAGCUCUGCAAGCCAUGUCUAAGCAUUUCUGCAGCUUGAGAGAUGCCAUAGUCUCUCAAAUUAACAUCACAAAGAGAAAAUUCUUGCAGGCGUUUCCCAGAAUUAGCAUGGGGUUAUCGCAGCUUAACUUGUUUGAUUCGGAAACUAGACAUACUCGAAUGUCCCUUCAACAGCUAGGAAUGAUCCAAAACCAACGGCAAGCAUGGAGACCCAUCAGAGGGUUGCCUGAGACUUCUGUGACAAUCCUGCGCUCUUGGCUUUUUGAACACUUUCUCCACCCGUAUCCAAAUGAUACGGAAAAGCUAAUGCUGGCAUCACAAACAGGCCUGACUAAGAGCCAAGUCUCAAAUUGGUUCAUAAAUGCUCGAGUUCGGUUGUGGAAACCCAUGAUUGAAGAAAUGUACAAAGAAGAGUUUGGGGACUCUGCAGAAGACUUGAACCCAUUAGCUAGCAAUUCCAUGAUGAGGGAAGAUUUCACAGAUCAUGCAGAGGAUUGAACUGAAAUGGUAGGAAAACCAGAUUAGGGUAGAAAUUAGUGCAAACUUCUGUAACUUUAGCACUAAAGUAGGUUCUUUUAUUUUAUUUUAUUUUUUUUGGCAUUUAUAGAUUAAUGACUUUCGGAUGUAGGUUGAACUAACCAGGCUCAGAAUUUCUUCUACUUUAACAACACUGAGAGGAGUUGUCUCUAAAGCCUGUUGCAGUUGUGCAAGUUGGCUGCUAAAACCAUUGUCAAACUCUGUCAUUGUCAGCAUGUUAGUGUUAAUUAGCAUUUGAAUAUGUUCUGGUUCUGUCCUUCUUAUGUCACUAACCCAAAUUGUUGGGGGGUGAAAUCUGUUUGUCAAACUGGCAAUUGUAGAUUUUUCUGCCAAACUUGAGUUAGUGCAGUAAUUAUGAUUAAAAAAACCAGCAAAAUUAUAAAGGUUUUUUUGCUCCCCA